GAUGGGGACGCGCACCCUCAUCCCUCGACAACAUCCCACUCGUCUUGAGUCGACCUACGAAAGGCUCUGUCAACAUACAUCAUAUCCAAGCCCGAGAAAAUCAUGCCGAGUCCCAAUAGACGCAUAUGGAAGCCGCGGGCGAUGCCCAGCACCCUCUACACCGGCUCGCGUUCCUACAUCAACAUGAUGCACAUAACGCUCGCCGAAUUCGACAACUUCCGAGCCAUAGUGCACCGCUCGAUCAGGAAGUACCUGGACCUGUCGAAGACGUUCAUGGCGCAGGAUGCGCGUCAUCUAGAGCGACAUUACACGGAGGUCGCACGGAAAUGGAAGGCGGCAGAGAAGUACGAGGACGCGUGGCCUGUCCGUGCAUACACCGCGUAUCGGGUAUCUGAAUACAGGAAGCAGCAGGCGGCGAAGCAACGGCAGGAUGAUGACGAUGAAAACGAGCAACCAGGGGCCGGGAACACGCAAGACAGAGACUACCGACCCCCGCGGCAUGAAGCGGCGACACGCGCUCACAAGCCCAGAAAGCUCGCCCAGCUGCCUGAAUCUUCGUCCCCCGAGCCGAGCGACGAAGAAGAGGCUGUCCAAAAAGUCGAUCCUCGGAGUCAGAGCGCGAUACGAACGCCUCCCAGACCCACGCCUUCCGCCAAAAAGCCGAUCCUCGGACUCACCCAGCCCCCAACGCCCGUACUUUCUGAGCCUCAGCCGCAGCCCCGCCGACUCGGAAGCGUGUCCCGCGCGCCGACGCACAGGCCCGCGCCACCGCCGCACAGUCAACAGGCGCCCAACCAGCCUCAGCCCCGCCGAAGCGUGUCCCGCGCGCCGACACACAGGCCCGCGCUACCGCCGCCGCACGGUCAACAGGCGCGGAACAACGACGGGUUCGCCCCUGUCCUGCGCUUCCUGCGCUCGCUGACUCCGUCGCUCGAGCACCUCGCCGUGCAGCUCAGGGCGGCGGGCAUCAAGGACGCGGAGCGGCUGCGCAUCGUCGCGUCGUGGGAGAAGCGGCGGAAGAAGUGGCUCGUGGACAAGCUCCGGAUGAGCCCGUUCGAGGAGGAGGUUCUGAGGAUCGGGCUGGACGAGGUGCGGCGUGGGGUGAGGAUUAUGUGAGGGUGGGCGGUGUGCGAGCGAGCUUAGUUUGGUGAGCCGGGACAAUAUAUUAUAUGACUGUUAGUGGUUGUCCCCUCUGAAACUAUAUCGAUUCGAUUGUGUAGUGUCCGAUCGCCUGAAUGUACGUCGCUGUGUACCCGCCGGUGAGCAAGCCCUGUUACUUAU
Rhodofomes roseus is the source of this 1281-nucleotide messenger RNA. RefSeq lists its product as uncharacterized. The record is from RefSeq and is a predicted model, not a curated record. The transcript has 6 exons. The coding region runs from base 103 to 1116 and encodes 337 amino acids. Lineage: Eukaryota; Fungi; Basidiomycota; Agaricomycetes; Polyporales; Fomitopsidaceae.